Messenger RNA from Punica granatum (pomegranate), 1565 nucleotides. NCBI's taxonomy places the organism in Eukaryota, Viridiplantae, Streptophyta, Magnoliopsida, Myrtales, Lythraceae. The record is from RefSeq and is a predicted model, not a curated record.
CUCCCCCAUUUCUCUCUUCCGUCUCUCUCCUUUGGACAAACUCUCGAGAAUCGCUGCCCGCUUCCCUCGGAGCUUGAACGCAAUGGAGACCUUCCUAUUUACCUCUGAGUCUGUGAACGAGGGGCACCCCGACAAGCUCUGCGACCAGGUUUCGGACGCUAUCCUUGAUGCUUGUUUGGCGGAGGACCCUGACAGCAAGGUUGCAUGUGAGACCUGCACCAAGACCAACAUGGUCAUGGUCUUCGGUGAGAUCACCACCAAGGCCAAGGUGGACUAUGAGAAGAUCGUGAGGGAUACUUGCCGGGAAAUUGGCUUUGUCUCUGACAAUGUGGGUCUUGAUGCUGACAACUGCAAGGUCCUCGUGAACAUUGAGCAGCAAAGCCCCGAUAUAGCCCAGGGGGUGCAUGGCCACCUGACUAAGCAGCCUGAGGAGAUUGGUGCUGGAGAUCAGGGCCAUAUGUUUGGAUAUGCCACUGAUGAGACUGCGGAGUUCAUGCCGUUAAGCCACGUGCUGGCCACCAAGCUUGGUGCCCGCCUCACUGAGGUCCGCAAGAACGGGACCUGCCCAUGGCUCAGGCCUGAUGGGAAGACCCAAGUCACUGUUGAGUAUCACAAUGACAAUGGCGCCAUGGUUCCGAUCCGUGUCCACACUGUCCUCAUCUCGACCCAGCAUGAUGAGACUGUGACCAAUGAUGAGAUCGCCGCCGAUCUCAAGGAGCAUGUCAUCAAGCCUGUGAUCCCCCAGAAUUACCUCGAUGAGAAGACCAUCUUCCACCUCAACCCAUCAGGCAGAUUCGUGAUCGGAGGUCCUCACGGAGAUGCCGGUCUCACUGGCCGGAAGAUCAUCAUUGACACCUAUGGCGGGUGGGGAGCCCACGGUGGCGGGGCCUUCUCUGGGAAGGACCCCACCAAGGUUGACAGGAGUGGGGCCUACAUUGUGAGGCAGGCUGCUAAGAGCAUCGUGGCAAGUGGCCUAGCUCGGAGGUGCAUUGUGCAGGUCUCUUAUGCUAUCGGUGUGCCCGAGCCCCUCUCAGUCUUUGUAGACACCUACAAGACUGGGAAGAUCCCCGACAAGGAGAUCCUCAAGAUCGUGAAGGAGAACUUCGACUUCAGGCCCGGGAUGAUCGCAAUCAACUUGGACCUCAAGCGGGGCGGCAAUGGCAGGUUCCUGAAGACUGCUGCCUACGGGCAUUUCGGAAGGGAUGACCCCGACUUCACAUGGGAGGUGGUGAAGCACCUCAAAUGGGAAAAGCCCCAAGCUUAGAGAAGCAGGCGAAAUUAAACCCGCUUAUUUUUUUAUGUUCCUUUUGUUAUCAUUAUUAUUUGGUCCGUUGCCAUUGCUUAGAGAUGUUAUUUUCGGGUUCUUAAGAGUAGAGGGAAAUAUUCUUGAAAGGGGAAAGAAGAAUUGCCUGUGGCGAUGGGAUAAGAUUGAGGUCGGUCUUGUAUUGCUUGUUUACCUAAAUGGCAUAUUACCUUUGUACGACCAUUGCGGUAGUAAUAUUUUAACUAUGGGCUUGCCAAUGAGCAAUAUUUUUGUGGAAUUCCAUAAAGGUCUUGUUCUUGAA